Molecule: messenger RNA, 5367 nt
Organism: Diachasmimorpha longicaudata
Lineage: Eukaryota; Metazoa; Arthropoda; Insecta; Hymenoptera; Braconidae
Gene: Mitf
Product: mitf
Exons: 7
Coding region: 795-2315 (506 amino acids)
Biological process (GO): regulation of transcription by RNA polymerase II
Cellular component (GO): nucleus
Molecular function (GO): RNA polymerase II cis-regulatory region sequence-specific DNA binding; DNA-binding transcription factor activity, RNA polymerase II-specific; protein dimerization activity
Source: RefSeq, a predicted model, not a curated record
CUCUCUCAUUCCCGUUACAAUCGUUCGCCGUCAAGUACUGUUCACCUCAAAGUGAGGGGGGAAAAAAACGCAAAAAAAAAAAAUCAUAAUUCGACAGUAGAGAUGCGUCACUUGGCGUUUCAUUCCGUUGUUCCGUGUUUAUCAUGCACAAUCCAAUUCCACACCGUUGAUACGAAAUUCUCGCACACUGGUGAAUGUACACCAGCGGGUUAUUGUGAGACGCGCUUACCAUCCGCUAAAUUCACUCACUCAAAUAGCGGCAAGUGUGAAUGAUUUGAGUUACUGAGUUGUUCGUGAUUGUGAGAGUGAUGAGUUGGAUUAUUUAACAGUGCCAAAAGUGAUUGUAAUAAUUCGUAAUUAUUUCAUUCAUAUCUCAGAAUGAUGGAUUAACAAAUUAAUGAAUUAUUUUAAAUGAUUAUGACGGCUACACAAGUGAGUAAACAAAUGACAUGAGGAGUGGUAAUUUUGGCCAGCGCCGUCGAGGGCAGACCAGAACGUUCCGUUUCUACUUAUCGCGGAUGUUGUGCUCCCCGAGGAUUGGGGGUUCAGUUUGAAACACUUGUUUUUUCGGUGUAUAUCUCUCACUCGUUUCUUUCUCUCUCUCUCUCUCUCCUUCUCUCUAUCUGUCUCUGUCUCUGUCUCUCUCGGUGACAGUGUAUUGGCUGUUUGGGCAGUUAGUUCUCAUUCGGUUCAACGCUAGUCGUGACGCGUGUCUCGAGAGCGCGACAAGUGAAUUAAACUGGGAUUCCAACGAGUUUCUUGAGGAUAUUUAGAGGGAAUUGAGCGAUAUUAAGAUGGAGGAGUCCGGAAUCGAUAUGGGAUUUGAUCUUGCUGCGUUAAGCCACGUCAAUGAUUUGGAUAUCGAUAACAGUGACUUUGAUCAGGCCCUGUCAAUGCUAUCGAGUUCACAGGAUUUCUACGAGCUCAAGAGCCGGGCACCAGACACAUGCAGUCCGCCGACAUUCAAAACAGCUACACCAACGUCACGGACACACUUGAAGCUCCAGUUGAUGAGGGAGCAGCUGCAGGAGCAGGAAAGAAAGGAAGCGGAAUUCCGACAGAGUCUGCAACAGCAGAGACCAGCAGCCGCUGCCCCUAGGCUAGUACCACCCACUCAACUAGCGACAAUUGGUGUGGAUGUUCCACCCCAAGUGCUUCAAGUUAGAACACUCCUGGAGAACCCGACUCGCUAUCACGUGGUCCAAAAGCAGAAGAAUCAGGUUCGUCAAUAUUUACAUGAAUCAUUUCGAUCAAAUGAUGGAGACACGACGGAGGGACUUGUUGGAUCCAGUUAUGGUAGUGAGGGUGCAAGUACACCAAUUGACACGGGUCCGUCGCAUAUGCCGAUGGCAGUACAAAGUGCUCCAUCGGGUGCUGUUGAGGGACCUAAACCACAGACCCAACAUCUCGCAUCGUAUCCAUAUGCACCAGCACUACUACCGAGAUUACCCGGAGUCUCAGCCAGUCCAGAUCCCAUCAGUGGUGCUAUGUCGCCGGGACUAUCCAGCGUUGCCACCAGCAAUUCCGAGGCGGAAGAUCUCCUGGACGACAUUCUGUCGUUCGAGACAGGCUCUCUGGGAGGUGGGCUGAAGGAGGGCCAAGCUGGGAGUUUAUCCAGCCUACCAGAUCUUGAAAUAAAACACGAACCACUCCUGCUCACGGAUGCGGAGAUUCAUGCGCUUGCCAAAGAUCGUCAGAAGAAGGAUAAUCAUAAUAUGAUUGAAAGAAGACGAAGAUUCAACAUCAACGAUCGAAUCAAGGAGCUGGGAACAUUGCUGCCGAAAACCAAUGAUCCAUAUUACGAAAUAGUGAGAGACGUAAGGCCAAACAAGGGUACGAUAUUAAAGUCCUCUGUGGAGUACAUAAAAUUACUGAAAAAUGAGCUCACACGGAUGAAACAGAGUGAAACAAGACACAAGCAGCUAGAGCACCAGAAUCGCCGACUAUUAUUACGUGUACAAGAGCUUGAGCUUCAAGCAAAGGCUCAUGGUCUUUCAGUUACAGAUGCAAGUUGGGCAUCAACGUCAGCCAUAGCUGUCAACUCAUUCUCAAGGACUAAGCACGACAGAAGAAAGAUACCGGAGAUGGUCAGUGAAGACACAUCACUCCUGAGUAUGGCACAAUUUGAGGAUCUGAUGGAAGAUGACACGAGUGGUCCAGUCCACGGUGGGGAUCCAAUGCUGUCAUCACCGCAUUUGCCACCCCUGAGUCCACCAGCCCCAGCAUGUCAUCAUCCUCUCCCCGACGAGGACACACUCGGUAGUUUAGCCCCAACAACGUCAAAUUCAUCGUCAGACAUGGACAUUGUUGCAUAGCCACGAGCCCCAAUUCUUACAUACAUACGUGGACACGUAUCACGACCACCAGAGUUAACCAGUGAUAUUGAAAUGGAUCUCUUUGGCUAUCUGGGAAGAACCGAUGUACCGUGAGGAGGAAAACCAUUAAAAUCAUAGUCAUGUACUACGAGUGUGUGUACCCACUUGACUAUACUUUGAAAUUCUUCCCUUUCAGAGUGGCAUCAGUGAUUUAAUCGUAGUUUGAAUCAAUGCAUCUGCUAAAUCAGGGUGAGGUGGACUCCGAUGGGUGGGGAAAUGGGGGUGGGAGGAGAGGAGAAAGGUAGGAAUAUCCAGUGAAUUGGAAAUAGUGCAUUCGGGUGAAGGUGAAAUGCCGACCAAGAGGGAUAAGAGGGUUUCAAGAGUGAACUCUCGAAGGGAAUUGGUGAUUUGGUCUCACUUAUAUUGCUUCCUCAGGACUUGGGAAUUGAAUUUUCUUGAAUUUCUAAAAUAUAUCGUCAAACACUUGACCCUGUUUCUUAGACGUCACCCAACGUGUGUAAAUCAGUGCAGGAAUUUCAACUGGUACGUAUCGUCAGGCACGCUGGACGUGCUGGUGGCAACAUCGUAUAUAAUUUAGUUGAAUUUUUAUGAGUUAAGCAUGAAUUGACUGUGACCGUCAUCCCUUCAAUGUCAUGUUUUUUUUAUUGUGUGGUCUGAGUUCAUAUUUGUGAAUUCUUAAAGUAAUGAGAGGUGUGUUAAAUGGUGUCGGGAGGUUUUCCGCUGAAAGCCGGGGUUGUAAUGGCAGGAAGCCAUUUAAUAGAGCCAAGGUAUACAGUAGACUAUAAAUUUCCCGCUAUUUCGAGAGCAGUAAACUGUGAGGCGGAGAGAAAAGAAAGUUGCAUCAUGCCAGGGUUUUUUUAUUUGUGGAUUUUUAUUUAAAUUGCAAGGGGAUUGCGACAUUUGCAUUUUAGAAAUUUUUAGAUGAUGCGCUCGAGUGCUGCAAGUUUUUUUCAGAAAAUUUCUCAACUUGAGGAGCCUCCGGCAGGAUUAAAACACUCCUCCUUUUCAUCCAGUGCAAACAGUCAAUCUCCCUAUGUGAAUUUCACUUGCGCAAGUGUUACAUACACUGAGAAAAAAAUAUAGCUCUAUCAAAACACGAAUAUUCACCUAAAUGCGAUCUUCCUUCUUCUUCUCGAUCCCUCCCAGGACCAACGAUCACUGCAGUAGUGAAAAUCAAAAACCGAAUUGAAUACAGUUGAUUAUUUUUCCCACCCAAAUUUCAGCCAAUAGAAUUGCACCAUUUGUUGAUAUUUUGUAUAGCCUACCUCGAAUAUCAGCGAUAAUUUUUUGAAUAUUUUGGUAAACAAACGACACUUAACCAAAUAAACCUCUUUUCAUGUCAUGGCACAAUUCUCUUGGCCGAAAUUUGGAUAGGAAAAAUAAUCCCCUGAAUACCACUCGAGCUUCAAAAUUAUAGAAUAUUUCCCUCUAGGUUCCCUGCAUACAAAUGAAGUCGUCAAGUUUUUCAGGAAAAAUCACUCGUGCUUCGCACUCGUGAUUUUUUAGCCUGAAAAACUUGACUCCUUCAUUUGUUUGCAACGAAUCUAUCGGGAAAUAUUCGAUAAUUUUGAACCACUUGUGGUAUUAUAUGUGAUUAUUUUUCCCACCCAAAUUUCAGCCAAUAGAAUUGCACCAUUUGUUGAUAUUUUGUAUAGCCUACCUCGAAUAUCAGCGAUAAUUUUUUGAAUAUUUUGGUAAACAAACGACACUUAACCAAAUAAACCUCUUUUCAUGUCAUGGCACAAUUCUCUUGGCCGAAAUUUGGAUAGGAAAAAUAAUCCCCUGAAUACCACUCGAGCUUCAAAAUUAUAGAAUAUUUCCCUCUAGGUUCCCUGCAUACAAAUGAAGUCGUCAAGUUUUUCAGGAAAAAUCACUCGUGCUUCGCACUCGUGAUUUUUUAGCCUGAAAAACUUGACUCCUUCAUUUGUUUGCAACGAAUCUAUCGGGAAAUAUUCGAUAAUUUUGAACCACUUGUGGUAUUAUAUGUGAAUAUUUUGUUCUCACUGCUUAAUUUUCCAAUCUGCCUAUCUUUUCAUAGUAUUUCUUUGAUCAAAAAAUUUACCUUUUUUCUAUGAGCUAAACCACAUGUGGUACUCGCCUCGUGUAUUAAAUUAAUAAUUCAUGUCUAUAUUCCUCCGAUACUAUUGACUCGAGGAAUUGAGGCCGAUUACGCGUUCCAAUGCAUGUCAUGUAUUUCAAUUCGUAGGCACACUUUGACCCAUUCUUUUCGUGUUUCAAUUUCAUAAAUUAAGAGAAUAAAAUUAUCAGGGAUACUGUAGUCACAGGUACCAUGAUAUUUCUACAAAUAUGGGACAGUGAAAAACAAAUGCCAAGUGCAAUCCUGGAAAAAAAACUGUCAAUUUUCCGUUAAAAUGUAUUUAGCUAAAUAGACUAGAAUUUGCGAAGUAUUUUAGAUAAAUUUUUAUGCCUCUCGCCUACAAAACUCAUGUUAGUUAGUGUAAAUAUUAUGAUAUUAAGUGAAAAAAUGAAAUCCCCUGUGGUGUAUCCGCAGUUCUUUGCAUUGUAAACUUUUGAAAUUUGUAUAUGUGAGGUAUGAGACAUUUGUUUACGAAAUGCCUUCAAUCUUUUAUCCCCUCUGGGGGAGAAACUAAGGAAAAAUAAUACCCACAUUCACCUACGUGACCCGACUCUGUCACACGGCGAAUGAUAUGAGAGAAACGUUAAAGUUGUUGUUUUAUUUUUCAUUAGUUUAUAGUAUAACUAUUUGUUUGUGUGAGGUGAAAUGAGGAACGAAUUACUGUAUUGUUAAUACCUAAUGUUGAUUACAUGAAAUAUUUUAUUAUGGAGAACAGAUGCAAUUUAGUGAGAUUGACUUCAUUAAUGAGGGGUUGGAAUGUCGUCUGAUACUUUCAGCCUCGGAACAUGAAAAAAAAAAAUUGUUACCGAAUUGUAUCGCAGUUAUGUUGCGAUGAGAUUAAAUGCCUGAGAAAGCUCUCAGGCAAAAAGAAAUAACGUUACAAAAAAAAAAUCUGAAGUAAAGUAAAAAAUUGUGAUUUUUUCAUUUUUUAUU